Messenger RNA from Trypanosoma cruzi, 2519 nucleotides. RefSeq lists its product as uncharacterized. The transcript has a single exon. The record is from RefSeq and is a predicted model, not a curated record. Lineage: Eukaryota; Euglenozoa; Kinetoplastea; Trypanosomatida; Trypanosomatidae. The annotation marks the transcript as partial. Gene Ontology annotation, cellular component: cytoskeleton.
CCCGAUGCUCUUGUUACCUCGUUCACGUCCGGCACUCUACUGAGCUGACCACUGGGGAGAUUGAUAGGCGUCUUGAACAAUUCCCACCGCGUGAGAUGAACCGCCUGUAUCAUGAUCCCAAUGGCGCCAAGGUGUCUCUUGACCGCGCAAUUGUGGAAGUCUGCCGGGCAAUUGACAUUCCUGAGACGAAGUUUCAAGGACUUUACUUUGACGAGUUCGUCGAGGAGCUGGGAGGAAAGGGCCAUCUUGUUGACAAGGAUGCAUAUGAAAGCGAGAUUGGCGAUUUGCUUAUGCUGCUGGACAAGAUUCACAAUGAGAACCGCUCGUUGCAGUGCACCCUGGAAAAAUCAGCUGAGGAGUUCCGUCGGCAGACGGCAUCAACGCUACGGGAGCAGGAAGCGUUACGGCAGCGAAACAAUGAGCUUCAUGCCGAAAUUGGUCGAAUGCGCGAUUUGGUAGAGAAGUUGAAAGACCUUGCUGACAAACAGGCAAGUGAACUGGAAUUGUUCAAGUUGCAAAAGAACCAGGCAAUUCAGAUGCGUACCCAACGUAAUUUGUCGACAUUUAAGGGAGAUAACACCGCGGAACCGCUUUACUGCGUGACUUUGGAUGAGCUUCAUGAACAGAUGAAGCAGUGCGAGCUGCUCGAGAAUGAGGCUGCACAGCUGCAGAAACAGCUGGAGGAUCUUAAUCAAACUCACGAUAAUCUCCUUGUCCAUUUGAAUACAGUAACACAAGAGAAAAAGGGCAUGGAGACCGAGAAUGAGCAGCUUAAAGAUGAACUACAAAUAGCACAGAAAGCAGCGAGCGACGCCGCACAGGAACGCUCGGAACUCCUUCAUGAGUUAGCACGAAAGAGGGCAGAAUGCGAAGAGUUAGCGAAAAAUUUACGUCAGAUAAGUGACCUAUUAGACGCUCUCAAAACCUCUGAGAAGGAGGCGUUAGAAGGCAUCGAAGCGCGUGAUGAAGAGAUCCAUGACCUUCAAAAGCAACUUGAGGAUGCAUUGAAUAAUCAAAAUGUUGGUGCGCGUGCGCUUGAGUUGAAAGAACGACAAAACAAAGAACUUAUGGAAAUAAAUCAAAGAAAGCAAAAAGAACUAAACGCUCAUCGACAAAAACGCCGCACCGCUCAUGAAGCAAGGUCACUGGAGCCCACGCUUCAGCUUUAUACGGUAAAAGACGCGGGUUUCGAGGAUGCCCUGGACCCAGAAGAACUUUUGAGAGAACCCCUACUUUCUAUCACAAUGGACGAAUAUACAAAUCAGAUACAACGGAGCAACCAGCUCCAACAAGAAAACGAUACUCUUCGCCAGCAGCUACAACAACUCAGUGACGAUAUGGAAACAAUUAACAGCCAGCUAAGAGAAGCAGCAGCAGAUAAUCAAAACCUCAGUGACCAACUUCGUGCCAAAUACGAAGAAUUUGUAAAAGCAAACAACACAAUCCAAAGUCUCUACCGGCAAAACGAAACACAAGAAAACGAGCUUCAACAAAAAAACAUAGAAAACGCAAAACAAGCUGAGGAGCUUGAAAAGCUUACCAUCGAAAACGAGAAGCUUGCCGAUGAGCUCGAAAAGCUAGCAACCGAUAACGAGAGGCUGGCGGAUGAGCUUGAGCAGAAGGCCGCGGAGAAUGAGAGGCUGGCGGAUGAGCUUGAGCAGAAGGCCGCGGAGAAUGAGAGGCUGGCGGAGGAGCUUGAGCAGAAGGCCGCGGAGAAUGAGAAGCUGGCGGAUGAGCUUGAGCAGAAGGCCGCGGAGAAUGAGAGGCUGGCGGAGGAGCUUGAGCAGAAGGCCGCGGAGAAUGAGAGGCUGGCGGAGGAGCUUGAGCAGAAGGCCGCGGAGAAUGAGAGGCUGGCGGAGGAGCUUGAGCAGAAGGCCGCGGAGAAUGAGAGGCUGGCGGAGGAGCUUGAGCAGAAGGCCGCGGAGAAUGAGAGGCUGGCGGAGGAGCUUGAGCAGAAGGCCGCGGAGAAUGAGAGGCUGGCGGAGGAGCUUGAGCAGAAGGCUGCGGAGAAUGAGAGGCUGUUAGAUGAUAAAAAACGUUUGGAGGAGGAGUUGGAGCGGAAUGUUUUGGAAAGGGAAAGAAUUGAAUCGGAGUGUAGGUCGAGGGAGUUGGUUGUUGGUGGGCUGGAGUCUAAAUCUCGUGAGUUGGAAGAGGCACUUGUAGCUUUAUCUGCCGAAAAGUAUAAUGCUGUUGAAACAAUUGAGAAGGAAUUAACCGAUAUUUUGGUACAACUAAAGGUAGUCGAGGGGGUGAAUGGUGCUUUGAGGCGUCUUUUGUCGGAUAAGGAGAAGGAGUUGGUGUUUUUGAGGGCGCACUGUGAGUUGUGGACGGACCCAACGGAGGUAAAGGAGAAGGUGGUUACGCGACACGUAAAGGUUUUCGACGGUGAUGAAUGGGGGAAAUUACUGUGUGAGAGACCUGAGGCACUCAUGGCCGCCUUUGUCAUUGAUGCCGGUAAUGCAUGUCAUGUGCCUGGGGAUCAGGUUUCUGCAGUCUCUUUUUUUACUGAACGCCAAUGA